Messenger RNA from Pteropus alecto (black flying fox), 513 nucleotides. RefSeq names its product UPF0587 protein C1orf123 homolog. Gene Ontology annotation, molecular function: zinc ion binding. Lineage: Eukaryota; Metazoa; Chordata; Mammalia; Chiroptera; Pteropodidae. The record is from RefSeq and is a predicted model, not a curated record.
AUGAAGCAGAGGAUCAAAUCAGCAGUUUGGAAAAGAAGGCCCCUAUGGGGAAAAGUCACACUGCAGCUCAUAGCCAUGCUGGAGAACAUCACUAACCUACAGCCUAUGAGGGAGGGCUUCCAGUGGUACUUAAAGAUGAAAUGUGGCAGCUGCAGUGAGAUUUCAGAGAAGUGGCAAUACAUUCGGCUGAUGGACAAUGUGGCUAAGGGAGGUCGUGGCAAUGCCUCCAUCCAGAAGUGCAAGCUGUGCACAAAGGAAAACUCCAUCAAGAUUCCAAGCAGUACCAUCAAAUAUUACAAUGCUAAAGACAAUGAGAAGUUCAAGAUGAUAGUAGAUUUUGAAUGUCAGAGCCCUGAUUUCCUGCCCCAGGCUGGGAUUGCUGCUGAGUGUAUGGAAUUUGGGACAAUCUUUAGUGACAUUAAUCUGCAGGGGAAGAACUGGACUGACUAUGACAAAAAGGCUCAGGAGUCUAUGGGAAUCUAUGAGGUCACCUACCAGUUUCUGAAGGGCUGA